Messenger RNA from Papaver somniferum (opium poppy), 3364 nucleotides. RefSeq names its product serine/threonine-protein kinase D6PK-like. The transcript has 3 exons. Lineage: Eukaryota; Viridiplantae; Streptophyta; Magnoliopsida; Ranunculales; Papaveraceae. Gene Ontology annotation, molecular function: protein serine/threonine kinase activity; ATP binding. Gene Ontology annotation, cellular component: nucleus; cytoplasm; plasma membrane. Bases 985 to 3138 code for a protein of 717 amino acids. Gene Ontology annotation, biological process: protein phosphorylation. The record is from RefSeq and is a predicted model, not a curated record.
GGACAUCAUUUAUAUAUUUUUAGAGAAAGAAAGAGAGAUAAUUGAUCAACCUAUCUACUCUCUACUGAAAGAAUCAGAGGUUUUUAGAGAAAGAAAGAAAUAAAGACAGGUUACUUUAACUAAUAACUGAACUCUCUCUCUCUCUGUAGGACUCAAAUUACGACGACGAUUGAAUUUACACAAGGGGGAAAAGCUCUCAUUACUUUGUUUCGAUCGGAUCUGAUCGAAACUUUUCGUUUAUUUCUUGAUUUUGAUUGAAUUGAGUAUUGAAGAAUCUGAUUGGUAGAAUGAAUUGGUAGAAUGAAAGGUUAUCAAAUUUUCUUACAUUUAUGAUUCUUUUUAAAUCAGUCUUUGUGUAAUUGAUGAGCACAGCUCUUUGUGCUCAAUCGGAUUAUUGAUGUAGCUGUGGUUUGAUAUCAAAUUGUUCACGAGAAUUAUUAAUUGGUGGUGGAGUAAUAGUUAGUGAUCCGAUUCUAGGGCAAAAACUAGGGAUUUCAGAAAGUUCGAUAGGAUAAUUCAGUUGCUGACCAAAAUGGAGCUGGGGGAAAAUGCAGUAUGAUUUGUAUUCUGUGAAUUAUUUUUUAACAAUUCAUAUGUGAAGCUUCAGUUGUUAGUAAUGUUUGUUUUCAAGAAACUGGUUAGUAAGAAUUGUGUUAUUGUGAUCAUGUCUAUAUGAGUUGAGUAUAUUUAAUUGAUGCCAGUAGUCCAAACUUAUCAUUAGGACUUAGAAGUUUGUUCGUAAUUGAUGGAUGCAGGAGAUGCGACUUAAUUACCCUCUUACAUGUGUGUGAAACUUGUCUGUAAGUGGGUGACUGAUGAUAAUGAAUGGGAAAAUGAGACUUCAGAUUUGACCAUCUUUUUUUUUUUUUUUGAUCGGUAAAGAAUUUUGGUGCUAGCGAGUUUUGAACUUCAGAUUUGACCAUCUGAUUGGCUUAGAUCUGGAUUGCCUAUAAAUACACUGGUUUGACACUCGGUCAUUGUUGAAUGAAGUGUAUUCACUGUGAUCUGUAUGUUAAUCAGUUAACGUUACGUUUGGCUAUAGUUUUUUUUAAUGAAAACUGUAGUGUUUUAUUUCACCUUUGGCUGUCUACUUCUGCUGCUAAAUCUAAUAUUAUUCUUUUUUGGACUUUCUUCCCCUUCCUGCAGCCUGAAUCCUCAAAGCGGUGCUCAUUCAGUGAUGCAGUGUCCUGUGCUUAUUAUGCAACUGCUGUAGAUUAUGGGAUGGAAACGGUUGGCUAUCAAAUGACUACUGUGGCUCAUCUGAAGCAGUCCCAUAAAAUGAUGGCUCGGGACCAUUUGCAAAAGAAAGAACCCCCUACUUUAUCGAAUAAACACUUUAAAUCAGAUAAUACGAAACUGCUAGUAGCAGAAUCGAGCAAUCACCUUGACAAGCAGGAGCUAGAUCUACUGGAAGCAGCUUCGGAGGGUCCUUCGUCAGGCUUGACUUUUCAGGAAACGACCAGAAGUGGCAUCAAUAAACAUCUGUUUGAUGAUUUGGAGUCCUGUAGUUCAAACUACUUGCCAAUGCCAGCAAAGUGUGUUUCAGGCCCUUGUAAAGAAGCUUAUGGGCAUCCGAACAAGCAUCUAGUAUCUCACCUAAUCAUCAGAAACUGUCAAAGUCCUCCACACAGUCUUUAUAGUGGAACUCAAUACACAGAGGCUCAGGACACCUUUGCCCCCGUGGAAAUUAGUGAAUGCACUAGCAGUUUUGAUAAAAAGUCGGCUGGAAGUACCAAAGUUAGCAACUCCCUUGACUUUAUAGAGAGUGGGAAGACCAGUGUCAGCAGAGGCAGCAGUGGCAGCAAUGUAAGUGAUGAGGUAAGUGAUGAGAGCAGCUCAAGUAGCUUUUGCAGUGCGGUAAAUAAACCCCACAAGGGAAACGAUACAAGAUGGGAUGCAAUUCAAGCCAUUCGGUCUCGGGAUGGAGCGCUGGGAUUGAACCAUUUCAGGCUCUUGAAAAGGUUAGGAUGUGGAGACAUAGGUAGUGUAUAUUUGUCAGAGUUGAGUCAGACCAGAAGUUAUUUUGCAAUGAAGGUAAUGGACAAAGCAGCUCUAGCAAGUCGAAAGAAGUUGUUGCGGGCUCAGACAGAGAGAGAGAUAUUGCAGUCUCUUGAUCACCCCUUUCUGCCCACUUUAUAUACGCAUUUUGAGACAGAUAAGUUUUCUUGCUUGGUUAUGGAGUUCUGCCCUGGGGGAGACCUGCAUGCACUCCGGCAAAAACAACCUGGGAAGCAUUUCUCAGAGAACGCGGCAAGGUUCUAUGUGGCAGAGGUACUCCUUGCUAUGGAGUAUCUGCACAUGCUUGGAAUCAUCUACAGAGACCUUAAACCCGAGAAUGUUUUAGUUAGAGAUGAUGGCCAUAUAAUGCUUUCAGAUUUUGACCUCUCUUUAAGGUGUGCAGUUUGCCCAACUCUGGUGAAGUCCUCAAAUCCAGAUAUGCACUCGUCAAAGAAAAACUCGGGUGGAUACUGCAUCCAGCCUGCUUGCAUCGAACCCACUUGUUUAAUUCAGCCAUCUUGCUUACAACCAACAUCAUGUUUCACACCACGCUUCUUAACAAGUAAACCCAAAAAAGAUAAGAAAACCAAGCCAAAGAAUGAUCCAUACAAGCAAGUGAGCCCACUUCCAGAGCUCAUGGCCGAGCCUACAAGUGCUAGAUCAAUGUCCUUCGUUGGUACACAUGAGUACUUGGCGCCAGAAAUUAUUAAAGGUGAAGGCCAUGGAAGUGCUGUAGAUUGGUGGACCUUUGGGAUCUUUCUCUAUGAGCUUUUGUUUGGGAAGACUCCAUUUAAAGGGUCAGGAAAUCGAGCCACUUUGUUCAAUGUUGUUGGACAACCUUUAAAAUUUCCAGAGAAUCCAGCCGUGAGCUUUGCUGCCAGGGAUUUGAUCAGAGGUUUGCUUGUGAAAGAGCCUCAGCAUCGUCUUGCAUAUAGGCGUGGAGCCACCGAAAUUAAGCAACAUCCAUUCUUUCAAAGUGUGAAUUGGGCACUUAUUCGCUGCACCAAUCCUCCCGACGUGCCAAAGCCAUUCAUGGCAGAAUUACUACAGUCGGAGAUGUCAACAACACCAAAAACUGAUAAUGUGUCGAAGGUUGACGUUAAGCCUUCAGGUAAUUACUUAGAGAUUGAUUUCUUUUAAUUCGUCGUAGUUGUGAUUUUUCCACCUAGUUCACACCCUUCUGUGAGAUGUGCUUUAAUGGUUCUUUUUCCAUGGUACAAACAGAAAUUCUUGUUCAUCUAAAUUGCAGAUUAACUCGAUUUCCAUUCUUCUUUUUUCCUCCCUUGUUCAUUUCAAUAGGCAUGUAAACACCGGUAAGAAAUGCAAAAAAGAAAAUGAAGAAUGAAGUUUGCUCGCUUUGUCUCUA